CCUUUUUUUUUUUUUUUAAUACAAAGAUGACCAAGUGUAGUUUUAUAUUUGCUGGCAAAUCAGGACGAAAGAUCUCUUUAGAAAAUGUAGCCCAUUCAUGUCCUCAAUGUAAAAGUGAAGCAUCCGUCCGAUUGACACGAACUGAACGACAAUUGAUCAUACUCAACAAACGUAUUAAGGACUCUAUCUCAGUUCGUUAUGAAUGUGAGGAUUGUAGUUGGAGAAAUACAGAAUUACCGAACGAAACAUCUAUGGCCAAUUUACAACGAUAUCUCACCACCACCAGUUAUACAAGCUUAACUAAUUCAGAUGAUUAUCCUAUGACCUUUGAAAGUGGCAAGACAGCUUAUUCUAUCUCCUCUUUUCAUUAUUGAUGAACGAAUGGAUUAUCUAUUGCCACCAAUCAUCCCUCAGCAUCAAUCAUACAUCUUCAACAAGCAUUACCCAUCAUCAUCACUAUUAUUUUAUAUAUAUAUAUAUAUUUAUCUAUAUUUAUUUGACCAUAUACAUAUAGACAUUUAGACAGAAUACAUAGAUAAACACUCUUUCUCAGAUAUCCAUAUAUAUAUAUAUAUAUAGUCCUCAUUAUUAUUAAUAGAUUACAUAGAUUCAUUUUUUUUAG
Halteromyces radiatus is the source of this 622-nucleotide messenger RNA. RefSeq lists its product as uncharacterized. The record is from RefSeq and is a predicted model, not a curated record. The transcript has 2 exons. Bases 27 to 374 code for a protein of 115 amino acids. NCBI's taxonomy places the organism in Eukaryota, Fungi, Mucoromycota, Mucoromycetes, Mucorales, Cunninghamellaceae.